This is a messenger RNA of Volvox carteri f. nagariensis, 1892 nucleotides long. RefSeq lists its product as uncharacterized. Gene Ontology annotation, biological process: signal transduction; protein phosphorylation. The transcript is spliced from 15 exons. NCBI's taxonomy places the organism in Eukaryota, Viridiplantae, Chlorophyta, Chlorophyceae, Chlamydomonadales, Volvocaceae. The record is from RefSeq and is a predicted model, not a curated record. The annotation marks the transcript as partial. Gene Ontology annotation, molecular function: protein tyrosine kinase activity; ATP binding. Gene Ontology annotation, cellular component: cytoplasm.
ACGCGGAGCUGUUUGCAGCAAUAUGUACACAAAAGUCUCUCAUCUGGAUAAGGGCGGAUUUGGACCUCCGCGAAGAGCAUUGGCCUGCAGACUGCAAAGCACCAGUUGAGCUGAAGAGCAAUAUGACUAUUUCAGGGCCCCUGGACGAACCCCUCUAUUACACCGUCUCGUUUAACUUCAUGGUUGUUAUUCCGCCCUACGGUGAGGUGAGGCUGCGGCACUUCACAGCUCGCAACACCCGCCGCGGCGGCAGCGGGGAAGUGGACUUCAUUGCCUACAGUCCCAAGGGUAUCCUGUGGACCGAUGACCUCAACAAAAACCAGGAGGUCCUCCACUACGAGCAGUUCUUUACGGAUGUGAAUGUGGGAUCUGACACGGAGACGGGGGGCUACGUGAUGGCCAAGAGGAACGCCUCCAAGACAUGCGACCAGUUUGUGACAAUGGAGUGCCUGCAGAGCAAGGGGGGGGACGCGUGCAUGAUGCAGGUCAUCAACGACUUCCUGGCUAAACUGAGCCAAAAGGAGGAGGAAAAGGACGGUCACGUGAACCCGCUGGCCAUAGCCCUACCUGCCGCAUUCGGGGGUACCGCACUUGUACUUGGGGUCAUCAUCGCUGCGACGCUGCUGAGCCGCCGCCGCCAGCGCCGCCGUCACAAGGCAGAAGCGGCGGUCGGCGGGGCUGACGUGGAGACCGCUGGUGGCGGUGGUGGUGGUAAGGAUGCAGGCAGCUGCAGUAGCCAUGAGCCCGCCAGAUAUGACACGGGCGGUGACAUGGGCCGCUGUCUGUCCGGUCCUGGUCGCCGCGCUGCCGGCCACAUCCCCUCCCUGGCCUCCCCCUCCGCCGCCGCCGCCGCCCUCUCCUCCGGCGCCGCGCUGGUGGAGGGCGUGAUGGAGGACGGGUCAGUGUGCGCCCUCGCAGUAGCCACUGAAAUCCGUUUAAUGACUUCGGAAGCUUGUCGCCAUCCCAACUUGCUGAGGGCCCACACCUACGUCAACAGGGCCAAGGUCCUAAACAAGCAACAACCGGCUGGUCAGGCCCUGCAGUCCACAAUCCGCAGCCUGGCAGCCCUCACCUCCUCAAAACGGGGGGGAACCAGCGAGCCGCCCGGGGCUGUAGCAGCAGUAGCAGCUACAGGUGCUACUGCUUGUGCGCCUGACCUGGCGGAGACCUGGAUCGUAUCUGAGUACUGCGACCUGGGCGCCCUGUCCGUACACGUCCACGUGGCGAAAAGCUUCCUGUACCCGCUCCUGGAGGGAAACACGUUACCGGAAGCAGCAGCAACUGCAACUGCAACUGCCAUAACCGCUGCAACCACCUCAGCCAGAAGCGCCUCAGGGGGCGGCAGCGGGUUGGGCGGUGGUGCUGCGUGUGUGUCGCUUCGUCGGCCUCGUUUGGAUCUCAUAUUGAGGGUCCUUCGAGAUAUUUCCUCGGGUAUGGCUCACCUGCAUUCGCUCAACAUUGUGCAUGGAGAUCUCAAGCUGGGUAAUGUGUUGCUGCAGUCCAUCAGCGCUGAUCCGCAGCAGCAGCAGCAGCAGCAGGCGGAGGAGGAAGUGGCGGCGGCGCUGCCCCCGGCUGGUGACACCGCCGCCGCCACCGCCACAGCCACCGCCACCAGCGCCAGCAGCAAUGUCAACACCUCCGCACUUCUGAGUCGGGGGAGGGAAGGUGGAGGGGGGGAUUCGCUCCCUAGCCAGCUUAUGGCCAAGGUGGCGGACUUCGGUCUGAGUCGCUGCCUGAAGGAAGGUCAAACCCACCACUCCACAAAGACGGUGGGAACUGUGACCCACAUGCCCCCCGAGCUUCUUCGCAGUGGGAAGCUGACGCUCAGUGGUGACGUAUACAGCUUCGGCAUCAUGAUGUGGGAGCUGCUUACUGGAUCCGUUCCGUACAGG